This is a messenger RNA of Nematostella vectensis (starlet sea anemone), 2719 nucleotides long. RefSeq lists its product as uncharacterized. The record is from RefSeq and is a predicted model, not a curated record. The transcript is spliced from 2 exons. Bases 901 to 1770 code for a protein of 289 amino acids. NCBI's taxonomy places the organism in Eukaryota, Metazoa, Cnidaria, Anthozoa, Actiniaria, Edwardsiidae.
GUAAUAUCCCCAACAAGCGUCUAAGCCAAUCGUCAUCGUCGUCAUUGUUGUUCGCCAUGGUUGGAACAGUCGAAGGGACUGAGACCCUAGUAAUGCACAGCCUCUUUUAUAGAACUAUCCAACCAAUAAAACACCUCUUUGAAAACUACCCAAUAACAGACCAUGUCUUAUAGGAUAUUAUGACGUCACACACCACCUAGGCUGGCGAUUGGCUCAUCCGACAACCAUAGUUCACCUAAACCAAUCAAAAACCCUCCCAACGACCUUGCCACUAUACUGUCUAGACAGUCCAAAAGGUAUAAAAAGGGACGCAUAGCACUAAACUCUCAGUCGAACAGGCACCCUAAAAAAACACACCAUGGCUAACCCAAGCUUCGCCAACCUACCAUAUUGGGCAAGUAACCUCAGCAGCGUUGUAGAUUGCAAGGCACACCGCAUAAUCCGUGAAAUAGGAGCAAGAUGGCAAAAGGGAGAGCUAGUGGAGCACGAAGCGAUAAAUGCAAUGUGUAAUUACUUUGCAACAGAGAACGAAACCCUCCGCUACAGAGUGAUAAUGCUAAAUGAAAUACUAGAAGAGAAGGAGCUGCAAAUCGAGAACCAAUGCCGCGAUAUCGAAGAGCUGAAGUGGGAGCUGAAUAAAAUAAGACGCGAGAAGAAUGGUAACCUUGGAGAAGAACCCAAAGAAGAACAACAAGCCUGAUAACCUCUUGACCCACUGUCUAGACAUCCUAAGAGGCAUUAUAACCUAGAACCUAUCAAAAACAAGUAACCUUAACCACUAACCAAUCAGAGACUUAGCUAACGACGUCAUCGGCGUCCCCUAAACACUUCUAAAGGGUAUAAAAGGAGACGCACACCACAAAAACUCCUCAUAGUCUAACCAGACCAAAAAAACACAAGAUGACCAACCAACCUACCACUCAAGUCACCAUCACCACUGAGAUAGAAGAUGAAGAGGAGGAGAUCUCGGAGGGUAGCCACUAUCUCACCUCGCGCUCGGCAAGAAACAUGAAUGCACUCAGCGAAGCGUUCCGCGACCACGUAGGAGCCGUAGGGGACUUUAUGACCGGGAGAUUGUGCAGAAUAGCAGGACAAGUGGAAGAGGCUGAGAGGGAAAGCACUAGGUUGCGGGAACUAUGCAACGAUCACGAAGCGGAGAUCUCAAGCCUCAAUAGCAAGGUGUAUGGUCUAGAAAGAGAAGUGUUGGAAGAACAGUCCACCAGCAAUGCAAAAGACCUAGAGAUUGCCAACCUCAACUACCAAGUUAGUGUUCUAGAGGGACGUGAGGAGACCCUACGCAUGGAAUACGACCUCCUGCGCAUGCAAGUGGACUAUGGUGAUCUUAAAGACACCUGCGAGAAAGGGACGCAAGUGUCACACCCUGCCAGCAACGCAAAAGACUUAGAGAUCGCCAACCUUAACCACCAAGUCAGCGCUCUAGAGGAACGUGAGAAGACCCUGCGCACGGAAUACAACCUCCUGCGCGUACGCUACACCGAUCUUAUGGGUCAAGCGUCACAGCCAAACGAGGACCCACGGGACGCGGACCAACCCAACAGCAACUACGAGUUAGGGUACAGCGCUGCAGUACGUACGUACCAACCAAUGCUACUGGAGCUAGACGCUCAAGUGCAUAAGUUCAUGGGAAGCAACAUGAGAGAGAAGUCCCAGAGAAACCAGCUGCUGAAAAAGCUCAAACGUAUCCGCAACAGGUACAAGGAUAACACCCGCAAACGGCGAAAUGUGGACCAACACCAAGAGACUGAGUGACUUUUUUCACUACAAACACUUUUCUUUAUUACCCUAUAACCAGUAAAUACAUUUUUUUUUUUUUUUUUUUUUUUUAUACUAAUCAUAGUGGUAACAAUAAAAAAACACUAAAAAGUAAACAAUGACUACAGUGUCUCUACAUUUCCCCAAUUGGGAACAGGUGGGCUACCCUCCCUAUACGUUGGGCUGUGUCCCUGGUGGUUUCCCAAACCUCUGCCUCCUUCCCCUCUAGUAUUCCUGGCAACUUCUCGUCACGGCACAACUUCACCAUAUCCCUUGGUACGACCCUAUUGCUCACUAGAUCCUCCAUGUAGGUGAACCAAGGGCUCCAUCGCAUGGUGAACCCAAGCGCUUUCGUCAUCCUGUCCAACCCUUCCCACAUGUGACCAGUGUUCUCCCUGAUGGCAUCCCUAACCUCAUAAAAGGUGUUCAACCAACUGUCCUUCGUACCUUGCUGGUGCUUGUAGUGCAACACCUCACCCAUCAAAUCCCAUACCACCUUCUUAACGUAAUAGUCCACACUAUAUAGAUUGUUGGCAGAGUCCACUACAUCGUUGUAGACGGUACCGGAAGAGACACCACCCACACCACAAUCACUGUCGUCACUGUCUACCACUACCACCUUCUCCUCCACCUCGUAACUGUUGUUGCUAUCGUCAUUGUCUACAACCACUGCUUCUUUUGCUUCUUCAUCACAGGUGCAAUUACCUCCUCCUCCACUACCUCCUCUACCAUGCCCUCGUCCUCCCCCUCGUCCUCCCCCUCCUCUACCACGCAUGGGACCUUGCUUGGUGGUGGCGGCGGCUGUGGGACGUUUGCGUUUGCGCUUGCGCCCAUGCGGGGGGUGAGGGUUUGCUUCCUGGCCCUUGCUGGCGCUUUCUUCUUCUUCAUACUGGGAGGUGUCCAUACUGCUGCAGGCUUCUUCCUCUCCGAAUCUUUGGGCUCCUCC